This is a messenger RNA of Acanthosepion pharaonis, 702 nucleotides long. The record is from the annotation of a GenBank genome assembly. Lineage: Eukaryota; Metazoa; Mollusca; Cephalopoda; Sepiida; Sepiidae.
AUGCUCGCUACUUUUUCUAAACAAUACAUCACCUGCAUAUCUAUCUAUCUAUCUAUCUAUCUAUCUAUCUAUCUAUCUAUCUAUCUAUCUCAUUCUGUUCAUUAUCUAUCUAUCUAUCUAUCUAUCUAUCUAUCUAUCUAUCUAUCUAUCUAUCUAUUAAUUAACGAUCAUUUUUCCAAGUUUCUAUCUGCCAUUUUGGGACUGGGAAGUAGGACAUCUGACCCACACAUCUAUCUCAAUCAGGAGUCCGGAAGCCAAACAUAUGCUGGCGCACUGCCACGAGGCACAUUUGUCAUGGGGAUUUUGCUGCUUUGCAAUCAAAUUCUGGUCACAUUCAGACCUGAUGAAUUUUAUAUUUGUAUUAAUCCUAUCUAUCUAUCUAUCUAUCUAUCUAUCUAUCUAUCUAUCUAUCUAUAUCUAUAUAUAUAUAUAAAAAUAUUUUCUUUCUUUCUUCCUUCCUUUCUUUCUCUCUCUCUCUCAUUCUCUGUUUCUCUCUCUCUGUUUCAGUCUCUUUAUAUCUAUCUAUCUAUCUAUCUAUCUAUCUAUCUAUCUAUCUAUCUAUCUAUCUAUCUAUCUUUCUGUUUCUAUCUAUCUAUCUAUCUAUCUAUCUAUCUAUCUAUCUAUCUAUCUAUCUGUCUAUCUAAUCUAAUCUUUGUACUUGUUUGUAUCAAUUGUUUCAUAUCUAUCUAUCUAUCUAUCUAA